CGGCGGCGCAGCCCCGAGGACUCGAUCCGGGACCUGAAGAAGCUGAUAGCGGCGCAGACCGGCACCCGCUGGGACAAGAUCGUGCUCAAAAAAUGGUCAAAUUUGUUUUCCUUGACGGCGCCUCCAGAUGAGAUCCACGACGGGAUGAACCUGGAGCUCUACUACCAGUAGGGCCCCACCAGUCCGGACCAGUCCAGACCGGUCCAAACCGGUCCGGACCGGUCCAACCCAGUCCAGACCAGUCCAGCAGUCCCAGUGCUCCCAGUCCAAACCGGUCCGGACCGGUCCAACCCAGUCCAGACCAGUCCAGCAGUCCCAGUGCUCCCAGUCCGGACCAGUCCAACCCAGUCCAAACCAGUCCAGACCGGUCCAACCCAGUCCAGCAGUCCCAGUGCGCCCAGUCCAACCCAGUCCGGACCGGUCCAACCCAGUCCAGCCCAGUGCUCCCAGUAUAUCCCAGUACGGCCCAGUCCCCUCCCCCAUUUCCGGCCUGGCCCCGUUUGUUGAUCAAUAAAAGCGAUUUUUGGGCCUC
This is a messenger RNA of Onychostruthus taczanowskii (white-rumped snowfinch), 532 nucleotides long. RefSeq names its product ubiquitin like 5 (gene UBL5). Gene Ontology annotation, cellular component: nucleus; cytoplasm. The annotation marks the transcript as partial. Gene Ontology annotation, biological process: mRNA splicing, via spliceosome; protein modification process. Gene Ontology annotation, molecular function: protein tag activity. The record is from RefSeq and is a predicted model, not a curated record. The transcript is spliced from 2 exons. Lineage: Eukaryota; Metazoa; Chordata; Aves; Passeriformes; Passeridae.